Messenger RNA from Bufo gargarizans (Asiatic toad), 768 nucleotides. RefSeq names its product gastrula zinc finger protein XlCGF71.1-like. Gene Ontology annotation, molecular function: RNA polymerase II cis-regulatory region sequence-specific DNA binding; DNA-binding transcription factor activity, RNA polymerase II-specific. Gene Ontology annotation, cellular component: nucleus. Gene Ontology annotation, biological process: regulation of transcription by RNA polymerase II; central nervous system development. The transcript has a single exon. NCBI's taxonomy places the organism in Eukaryota, Metazoa, Chordata, Amphibia, Anura, Bufonidae. The record is from RefSeq and is a predicted model, not a curated record. The annotation marks the transcript as partial.
AUGUCUGCGAGUUCUCAAUGUGGGACAUUUUUUGAAAAUAAAUUGCACCUUUAUAUACACAAGGAAAUUCACAAGGAUAAAAGGCCAUUUCCAUGUUUAGAAUGUGAGAACAAUUUUAAUACAAAAGCACAUCUCGUUGAACAUCAGAGAAUUCACACAGGAGAGAAGCCAUUUCCAUGUCCAGAAUGUGGGAAGAGUUUUAGGCUUAAGCAUCAUAUUGUGGUACAUUUGAAAACUCAUACAGGAGAGAAGCCAAAUUGCUGUUCAAAAUGUGGAAAAAGUUUUGCUCAAAAAUCACAUCUUGUUCAACAUCUCAGAACUCACACAGGAGAGAAACCAUACUCAUGUCUUGAAUGCGGAAAAUGUUUUAAUCAGAAACCACAUCUUGAUAAACAUCAGAAAACUCACACAGGGGAGAAGCCAUAUUCAUGUCCUGAAUGUGGGAAAUGUUUUAAUCAGAAACCACAUCUUGAUACACAUCAGAGAACUCACACAGGAGAGAAGCCAUAUUCAUGUCCUGAAUGUGAAAAGUGUUUUACUGAGAAAGCAGGUCUUAUUAAACAUCAGAGAACUCACACAGGGGAGAAGCCAUAUUCAUGUCCUGAAUGUGAGAGACGUUUUAAUCAGAAAUCGCAUCUUGACACACAUCAGAGAACUCACACAGGAGAGAAGCCAUAUUCAUGCCCUGAAUGUGAAAAGUGUUUUACUGAGAAAUCAAGUCUUGCUAGACAUCAGAGAAUUCACGUAGGAGAGAAGCCAUUUUCCUGU